Molecule: messenger RNA, 2042 nt
Organism: Scophthalmus maximus (turbot)
Lineage: Eukaryota; Metazoa; Chordata; Actinopteri; Pleuronectiformes; Scophthalmidae
Gene: eif3jb
Product: eukaryotic translation initiation factor 3, subunit Jb
Exons: 8
Coding region: 146-883 (245 amino acids)
Cellular component (GO): eukaryotic translation initiation factor 3 complex; cytoplasm
Molecular function (GO): translation initiation factor activity
Source: RefSeq, a predicted model, not a curated record
CGGAGCGUCCGGGGCACUGAGGACAUUAGAUCAGCCCAGUGACGUCCAGGAUGUCGGAGCCGUUCCUGAACGCGGCCAGCGGGCUGCAGCACUGAGUCCGGCGCGCGCGCGCGCGCGCCUGUCAGACACGACCGACACAGCCGACAUGGCGGACUGGGACGCGGACAACUUCGAGGCGGACGAGCCGACCGAAAAGGCGGCAGUGCUGGUGGACAAAUGGGAAGGCGAAGACGAAGAGGAAGACAUUAAGGACAACUGGGAUGAUGAGGAAACGGAGGAGAAUAAAGCAGAAGUGAAGAAAGCAGAGACAAAGGUUUCUGAAAAGAAAAAGUUGAGCGAGAAGAUCAAAGAGAAAGAAAAUCGGUUAAAGAAAAAACAACAGGAGCUGAAGGAGAAAGAGCUGGAGAAUACACAAGCAGAGCUUACUCCUGAAGAACUACUCGAAGAGAAGUUACGAGUGCAGAAAUUACAGGAAGCCGCAGACUUGGAGCUAGCAAAAGAUGCUUUUGGUGACAGUAGCACUUCAAACAGUGUUGCUGGGAUUGAUGCCAUGUGUCCAUCUUCCAAAGAUGACUUCACAGAGUUUGAAAAAUUGCUGAAAGAAAAGAUAUCCCAGUUUGAAAAAUCUGUGCAUUAUUCAAGUUUCUUGGAUUCAUUGUUUCGAGAACUUUGUAUUUCAUUGGAAAUAGAGGACUUGAAGAAAGUCAGUAAUUCCCUGACAGCCCUACUUAGUGAAAAACAGAAACAAGAAAAGCAAAACAAAGGAAAGAAGAAGAAGAAAGGGGUCGUAGCUGGAGGCGGUUUGAAAGCACAGCUGAGAGAUGACCUUGAAUAUGCAGCGUUUGAUGGCGGCUACACCCAAGACUACGAGGACUUCAUGUGACACCGACUCCAUAACUACUACCGUCUCCUUCUCUCAACCCCUCAGAAAUGCAGCCGUACCUUCUCAUGCUGUCCAGUGCCAUCCUGGAAAAUCUGAACUAUGUGUUACCCUUCAUUUUGCUUCAUUGACCAGAGGGACUUAUACCAGGGAGCAUCCAGUCUCACCAAAUCUUUGUUCAUACAUAUGGAAUUCCCUUUUCUCUGUCUCAUUCAGCCUCAACUCUCUCUCUCUCUCACACACACACACACACACACACACACACACACACACACACACACACACACACACACACGCAAUCAUAAUUGUGUAGUACCUGGUGGGUGACCCAGCUUCAACGGAGAAUACAUUGUAACUGCUGUUAUUGCUAACUGAGUUUUGCAGGGCUCAUUUUUUUUAUUGAAUGUUGCUCCUGUCAAAAUGGCAGAUAUAGUAUUGCAGUUAAAAGUGUAACGGCAUAGAAACACAAGGUUCUAUGCAAAUUCCUAAGCCAGAAUGUCAUGUUUAUAUUAUAGGUCUCACUUACCUGUGGAUGGGUCUCUUACAGGAAAGUAUAUAGUAUCUAUAACUUUGGUUGCCAAAUGCAGAACAAUUAUUCAGUACAUAAUUCAUCUUUAUCUCUGGAAAGGUUGCAUUGUGGGCGAUUUAGAGACGGAUGCAACAUGUAAGUGGUAGUUGUAAUUUUACAGAGAGAGCACAUGACAUUCAUUGUAAGAUAAAAGGGAUAGACAAGUAUAAUAAAUGUGACUUAAAAACUUCACAGCCAUUCUCUUGAUACAUCUCUGGACUAUCCUUGAAAUCUGGAGCAAAGAGUGCUUAAAGGUAUUUUUCGUGCAUGACAAGAGCAAUUUACUAAAUUGAUUUAUACUAAUGCAGAGAAAGUAUAGAUCAGCCGAGUGGAUUAACUUUCUACAACUGGUCUCCUAAUCAUUGCUUCUGCAGGCUUGUAUCAAGUGUGAUGAGGAGCGGGGGCUUAUGGGCUUCACCCCACCAUGUCUUCAUAUGGGCUACAGUUAGUUGAAAGGGUAAUUCUCCCUUUUCCUUUCUAACAAUUGAGCAGUUUCAAUGUUACACGGACAAUUGGAUACAUUACAACGUGGGAAAUAACAGCAUCUGCAGUGUUUUAUAAGCAUCUAAUUUAAUAAAUCACUGGUCAAAAGGA